This is a messenger RNA of Symbiodinium sp. CCMP2456, 690 nucleotides long. The record is from the annotation of a GenBank genome assembly. NCBI's taxonomy places the organism in Eukaryota, Dinophyceae, Suessiales, Symbiodiniaceae.
AUGGCACGACGUGGGAUUUCCAACUACGAACCUUCUGGUGGACCGCAGCAGUUCAACAUCUUUUGGCAGGAGACGCUGCGCUCCAGCAACGAUGGUAUCUCUGGCAUAAAGCAAGCCUAUGAUCUGCCAGCCAAGAGUUCCUUCAAAAAUGUGACCACCACAAACCGUGAACUCAUGGGCAAGCCGCGCGACUUUGUGCUUGCGGCUCCCAAUCCUGAGCUCCGCAUGGCUCUGGCCGAGCCGAGCGGAGAUUUCGGUCGGGCCGGGCGCAGCAGCUGGCACUACAAUCUCAGCCGCCCGCUUGGCCGGAAGGUGAAGCUGCAUUCAAUGGCUUCUGCCAGCUUUGAUGGUGAGCAUCUGCCCCACAUGGCAUCACUGACGGGCACGUGGUCGACUCUGAAAUACGGCUGGAACGGCACAGCAACGGCAAACGCCCAAACCUUCAACACGAUAUUUCCAGCCGUUUCUGAUGACGAGCGGCCGCAACUCUCCAGACCCUCAACACACGCAGGUACGUCGAUAGAAGCGGCCUUGCGACUGGCUAGAUCGCCACGGCGGAGCCUGGUGCCAGUCGCUGGGACACCUGGGACUGCAUCGAGGAAAGGCGAAUUCGAAGCUUUGCUAAAUCAGUCGGGUCUGUCCACUUGGACAGAGUUUGCGCCCAGCAUACGCCACCCUCGACUUUGGUAA